GAAAGUUGGGCCGAGGGAGGGGCCGGGAAGAGGGAGGAGGAGGAAGAGGAACGGGCCGGACGGCGGCAGCUCUAGGUUGUUCGGCGGCGGCGGCAGCUCCGGCGUCUCCGGCUCUCUUCCUGGCGGACGAUGGACAGCCAGGGCAGGAAGGUGGUGGUGUGCGACAACGGGACCGGGUUUGUGAAGUGUGGCUAUGCAGGCUCUAACUUUCCAGAACACAUCUUCCCAGCUUUGGUUGGAAGACCUAUUAUCAGAUCAACCACCAAAGUGGGAAACAUUGAAAUCAAGGAUCUUAUGGUUGGUGAUGAAGCAAGUGAAUUACGCUCAAUGUUAGAAGUUAACUACCCUAUGGAAAAUGGCAUAGUACGAAAUUGGGAUGACAUGAAACACCUGUGGGACUAUACAUUUGGACCAGAGAAGCUUAACAUAGAUACCAGGAAUUGUAAAAUCUUACUCACAGAACCUCCUAUGAAUCCAACCAAAAACAGAGAGAAGAUAGUAGAGGUAAUGUUUGAAACUUACCAGUUUUCUGGCGUGUAUGUAGCCAUCCAGGCAGUUCUGACUUUGUAUGCUCAAGGUUUAUUAACUGGAGUAGUGGUGGACUCUGGAGAUGGCGUGACUCACAUUUGCCCAGUGUAUGAAGGCUUUUCUCUCCCUCACCUUACCAGGAGACUGGAUAUCGCUGGGAGAGAUAUUACCAGAUACCUUAUCAAGCUGCUGCUGUUGCGAGGAUAUGCCUUCAACCAUUCUGCUGAUUUUGAAACAGUUCGCAUGAUUAAAGAAAAAUUGUGUUAUGUGGGGUAUAAUAUUGAGCAGGAGCAGAAACUGGCCUUAGAAACCACAGUAUUAGUUGAAUCUUACACACUCCCAGAUGGCCGCAUUAUCAAAGUCGGGGGAGAGAGAUUUGAAGCACCAGAAGCUUUAUUUCAGCCCCACUUGAUCAAUGUGGAGGGAGUAGGUGUUGCUGAAUUGCUUUUUAACACAAUCCAGGCAGCUGACAUCGAUACCAGAUCUGAAUUUUAUAAGCACAUUGUGCUUUCUGGAGGGUCUACUAUGUACCCUGGGCUGCCAUCACGGUUGGAACGAGAGCUUAAACAGCUUUACUUAGAACGAGUGUUGAAGGGAGAUGUGGAAAAACUUUCUAAAUUCAAGAUCCGCAUUGAGGACCCCCCCCGCAGAAAGCACAUGGUAUUCCUGGGGGGUGCGGUUCUAGCAGAUAUCAUGAAAGACAAGGACAACUUCUGGAUGACUCGACAGGAAUACCAAGAAAAGGGUGUCCGCGUGCUGGAGAAACUCGGGGUGACUGUUCGAUAAACUGCAGAGCUUGUUCCCGUCACACCCCUAAUGCUUUCUUUUUUUCCUUUAUUGCCAAUCUUUGAACUCAUUCAGCUCCAGGACAUGGAAGAGGCCUCUCUCUGCCUUUUGACUGGAAAGGUCAGGUUUUAUUCUGAUGUCUUGGGGAAGCUUUGUUAAAUUUUUGUUAAUGUGGGCAAAUCUGACUGUUUAAUUCCACCACUUCCCUACAAACACGAGAGGGCAGGGGUCCUGACUGCUGCUCUGUUUCUUCUAAGUAGGUGUUUAGAUCACUCCUGUAGGCUUCCUAUUUUCACUUUACUGCUCUAAUGCUGCUAGUUUUAGUCUUUAGCACACUAGGUGGUAUGCCUUUAUUAGCGUAAGAAAAAAAACCUUAACAGGAGCUUUUACAUAUUAUUGGGGUGGGGGUGGUCGGGGCUGGGUGGGCGGCAUCUGAACCCUUUAUGGUGUUUCCUCUGUAGUGUGGAGCUUUCAGCGGUUACUGCUACAGCUUUAAGUACCUUAAAGCUUCUGGUUUUAGGAAAAUGUGUUAGGCUCAGAACUAGAGUGUUUGGUGUGGGUUUUUGCGUGGAGGGAAGGGGUGGUCUUUUGAUUUUAAUUUUUUGAUUUUUGAGCUUUUCUGCUCUGGGGUACGUAAGAUGAAUUUUAUUUACGUAGUUUGAUCUGGCAGGUUUUCUACUUUGGUCUGCCUGAAACUGUUUUCAUCUGAUGUAAAAAGCAAGCGUAGUGUCCCAUUACCAUGUGGCUUAAGGAUUUAUUUUUUUUUUAAAUCAGCCAUGUCAUCUAGAGCUAGACUCCCAAUCUAUCAAUGGAAAAGUAACAUUGAAAAAAUGCUUUUGGAAAUUCAGAUUACAGGCAAAAAGUGCUUAAGAGCUGGUAUUUUCUAAGUGCUUCUGUUUAUGCCAGAAGCAUUAGGGUAACCCAGUGCCAAGUACCGUUCUUGCAAAUUACUCUUUUAUAUAACUGACCAGUGCUUAUUUGAUUAAAAAAAAAAACCAAUAGACACAUAGCAGGAAUUACUGGCAGUGGUUGUAAACCGUUGGGGUGAAAGUGACAUGGGAGUGUGGGGCUUGUUGCCAGUAGUUCUCACUAGUUUUUUUGUUGGUAUGUUUGAUUUGAAACUUCGAACUGAGUAAAAUUGGACUAUUUAAAAUGUUGGCCAAAAAAAAAUCAAGACUUAAAUGUGUAUUUGUGCUGAAAAACGAAUCAUAACUUCUAAAUCUCAGCCAUCUUAUGCUGGAAAGAAGAAUUGUUGGUAUUUUGUAAAAGUUAGCAGACUAACCUGUCAGAAGAUCAUAUUUAUGAAUCCGUUGGUAUUGAUUGCUAUCUGAAAAAUAUCGAAUAGUACUCAGACUUGAAUUCCUUCUAAAUUUGAAAAAUAAAGUAAUAAAUUGUAUCACGUGAAGUACAAAAUGCAGGUUCUGGGAAAAAAUGUUUUCCUUUAUUUCAAAACAUUCUUUACUAAUAAUGAUUUUGAAAGAAGAAGCUACUUUUUGGUGACUGAAAUUGGAGAAAUUACUGGCUUGUAGCAUCUCUUUUGUGAGAAAACUUAAAAAUCAGUUUACAUGAAAUAAGCAGCAAAAGAAGGCUGGUUUUAAUUAUGCAGUUUCUGUUAAUAUUACAUAUUUUUUGUCUGUUUUACCUCAAUUUGAGCAAAUAAAAGAAGUUUGCCUGCAUGCUGGACAUGCUUCAGUACACAUGAUAGCCUGUGAAUAACGUCUAUUAGAUUUUAGGGACGUGUCGGAGUCACUUUGGAAUUCUAAAGUGUUCCUAAAUCAUGUUCUUAUAAAUCCCCCCAGGUUUUUGAGUACAGUUGUUAAAGGACACAGAUGUAGGAUUGGUACCUACUAGUUGUUGAUUUCAGGUAAAUGGAUUGACUCUCGCUUGACCUUUGGUCAUUUUAAAAUAUGGGGGUAGAAGACAACAAAGCCUGGGAUAGACUCUUAAAUAAAACAGUGAAAGCAUUUGUCAUUUGUCCCUUGAAUGUAGAAUUUGGUUUUAAUUUUACAAUUCUGCUAGCAAACAUGACAGUUAAAAUGAUGUAUUAAUAUAUAGCAAGAGUAUAAUUUUUAAAUUACAUUUUAUAAUUUUCGUAUUCCAAGGUGAAGUAAUGCAUUGCGUAAUUUUUUGGGGGGUGGGGGAAGUAUUAUGUUUAAUUGGAGUUGUCAAGCGUGAGUCCCUCAGAAAUAAAAAUUUUUUCUGUUUUAAAAGAGAUCUGAUUUAUAGCUCUUGAAAACCAUUACUAAUACUUAAAUUUCCAAUAAUGAUUAAAAUUCUUUUCUUUUAAAAUUAGAAUUGCCCAUGCCUUGAUCUUUGAGGAGGGUUUCUUAGAAAUAGAUCCUACAUUUAAAGUUCUUUCUUUAAAAUGUGGUGUUGAUGUUAACUUUCACAGUUCUGAGCACUGUCAACAAUAUCUGGAAAGUAUUUUGAGAGAUCAAUGGAAAGCUAAACAUUCUAAAUUUAACAUGAAUACACUUUUUGAUUCAGAAAAUAAAAUCAGAUUUUUCAAAGUAAA
Molecule: messenger RNA, 3829 nt
Organism: Camelus dromedarius (Arabian camel)
Lineage: Eukaryota; Metazoa; Chordata; Mammalia; Artiodactyla; Camelidae
Gene: ACTR2
Product: actin related protein 2
Exons: 9
Coding region: 130-1314 (394 amino acids)
Biological process (GO): Arp2/3 complex-mediated actin nucleation
Cellular component (GO): Arp2/3 protein complex; actin cortical patch
Molecular function (GO): actin filament binding
Source: RefSeq, a predicted model, not a curated record